AUUCAUUACUUUUCAGACUUUCACAUUCUUGAACUCAAAAUGUGAGGCUGCACAUCUUAUGAGGAGGAAUCCUCGUAAAGUCACCUGGACUGUUCUGUACAGGCGCAAGUUCAAGAAAGGUCAAGAAGAAGAACAGACCAAGAAGCGCACUAGAAGGACACAAAAGUUCCAGAGGGCUAUUGUCGGUGCAUCUCUUAGCGAUAUCAUGGCCAAGAGAAACAUGAAACCUGAAGUCAGGAAAGCCCAAAGAGAACAAGCUAUUAAGGCUGCUAAGGAACAGAAGAAAUCUACAAAAGCAGCAAAGAAAUCCACAGCUCCAGCACCUAAAGCCAAGGCUGCCCCUAAAGCCAAAGCUGCCAAAGUGAGUCAAAAGGCAGCACCACGUGUUGGAGGAAAACGAUAAAACCUUUGUUAAAUAAACAAUAAGUAAUAAAAAAGCCUUGUUUUUUUACUAAAUAAUAUUAUUUUUGUAAUAUUUUUAUAGAGCAAGAACCCAUGAAUGCUAGACCUUCGUCGUUUUAUAAAAUCUGCAAGUUUCUGAACGCAUGAUCACAAAUUACCUUCUCUGGCAGAAGAUGGCUCUGGCAUUAGGUAGUAAAGUUGCAUAAAAUACUAAUAAUAUGUCCAUAAAAUUAUACAUAUGUAUCUAUAACAUACACAUGGUUGCAUUGAGCUGUUGUCAAUUUUGUCAUAAAGUUAAUAAAAUAAUGGAUUUUUAAUAUAGACAUAAUUUUCACCAGUUUAGCGCCCCUGAAAGCAAGAGAGGAGUCAAUCAUGAAAGGCGCACGAUUGACAGUAAUAGAUCGAAAUAGAACCUUCUACUACUAGAGAGACCAAUAAUUUGUUUCUAUUUAGGUUAGCACUCAAUAUCUGAAAGUAGUGACUUUCAAUACCCAGCUAAAGUAAAAUUAUUGACAAGCGAUUAAAUUUGAGUUUUUUUUU
Messenger RNA from Melitaea cinxia (Glanville fritillary), 942 nucleotides. RefSeq names its product 60S ribosomal protein L24 (gene RpL24). Gene Ontology annotation, cellular component: cytosolic large ribosomal subunit. The record is from RefSeq and is a predicted model, not a curated record. Gene Ontology annotation, molecular function: structural constituent of ribosome; mRNA binding. The coding region runs from base 59 to 403 and encodes 114 amino acids. NCBI's taxonomy places the organism in Eukaryota, Metazoa, Arthropoda, Insecta, Lepidoptera, Nymphalidae. The transcript is spliced from 3 exons. Gene Ontology annotation, biological process: cytoplasmic translation.